Molecule: messenger RNA, 2310 nt
Organism: Zymoseptoria tritici IPO323
Lineage: Eukaryota; Fungi; Ascomycota; Dothideomycetes; Mycosphaerellales; Mycosphaerellaceae
Exons: 3
Coding region: 1-2241 (746 amino acids)
Source: RefSeq, a predicted model, not a curated record
AUGAGCCGCCGGCUGAGUCGAGGACACAAGAAGCUACAGCGAGUGAGAGGGACACUUUGUGGAAGUAUGGUUGGCCAGGUGGAGCACCGAGGAGGAAAGAGAUUGUUUGGGAGGACUUUUUGGACGUAUCUCAGCAGAAGGCUGGAAUCGCACACUGUGAGCAAUCACGGAGUUUCGAAAAUUCUUGCCUACAUGGCAGUACAUCAAAAUUCAAGACCCAUCAGCGAGAUUCUGGCCCACCCGUUUGGGCACACAGAAGGCCAACGUGAUCUACGAGAGAUAUGCCGUUCGACCACACGGAUGCUCUUGGACCAUCUCCAACCGGAUCCACUCACGCCCGCCCCCCCACCGAUUUUGCUCUGGCUGCAAUGCUUGAUGGAUGCCAAUCCGCGCCCAUUCUAUGUAUACACGAGUAGGACCUGGCGGGACGUGUAUCGCGAGCUUGCACACAUUUACAAGAGUCCUGCUCCGCUCGGCGCUCAUCUCGCAUCACUGAGUUAUACCGAUCUCUCACGAAUACUGCUCGCUCACUGGGUUCCACACGUUCUGCCAGGGGAAAGCGAUGCUCCAAAGACAGGCACGGCGGAUGCCACGUACCCCUUCAUGGCAGUAAACACAUUCGACCCUCCCUCGCCACUAGUCCUCCAGCUAGCCAUGGAGCGACGAAGAAGGGUCAAAGUCUCGAUGCGACGAAGACCUAUCCGCCAGAACAACCCACUCAUCGAUCUCUUCAUCAUCCUCAACCAGCACAGCGUACCACUCGCAGGGCUUGCUCAAGACGUUUUCGAGAUCUUCCACUACAAGCGACCAGAGAUCACUUUCAAGUUCUUCCGCCACUUCUGGUACCGUCAUUUCCUCGAAGUUGAUGUGCAGUUUGCCCAACGCCUGGUCCACCACUUCUUGAAGAUCGAUCAGCCAUUGUUUGCGUACCGCGUCUUCACGUACGUUCCGAAUCUACCUCUCAGUCGCUGCUACGAGCUGCCGCUCAAACUCGCUGCCGACGGCAUCGGGCACUCGGCCAAUAUUUGGAGAAUCUUGCGACGUCAGGCUCCUCCAGAUUACCUUCAAUCGUCCGCCAGGGACAAGCACAAUUUAAGUCUCGUGCCAGAGCACAUCGAGCUCGUCAAUCUCGUUGCUUGGAAGUUUGCGUUGUCCAAGACGCUCGAUGAUCGCGUGGCAUUUCGUCGAGUCUGGGAAUGCUACCGCUUCCUCAGCGAUCGCGGCGCACCCAUCAGUACCGUCAUGACACGCGCCAUGGUGACGGCAGGUGUGGUCCGUCCUCUUCGUGAUCGUCGGCGCCCAGGCACGACGAAGUUCAAAUACAUCCACGAUCUGGUCAAGCGAGUCGAGGGAGAAGAGGUCGCCCGCGCCCUCGAUCGUGCCGUGUAUACGACGUGGAAUUACAAGACAUUGAAGACGGGUAUUGAAGCCGUGCGGUAUUUGGUCGAGGAGAAGAUGGGGAGGAGGGUCAAUGGCGAUCAGAAAUGGCUCAUGGGAACAGUGAAAUUGUGGAGCAGAGGCAAGAAACGCUUGCGCGCCUACGAUCGGUCGUACGAUAAAUCCGCUGCGGCUGAGGCGGCAGCGAAACGGCGUCUGAAAGAACCUGUCACGGGAACGGAGCCCAAGAGCAAGCUGGACAUCUCUCUGACCACGCUCGUGCCGUUCCAACCGCUCGCUCCCACGCACGAUUCAGCAGCGGACUUUCCGUUCGAGCCGUCCAACAAACAUGAAGAUGAUGGCACAACAUGCCCGCCUUCCAUUGCAGCUUCCGGAACCGACGACCCGGUCGAUGCUACGGUCGACAGCGAAGCCGUGCAGCACAAAGAGGCUUCGUCUUCAAGAGACGACACAGCCGACUCCGAGAUCAAGAUCAGGAUCUGCGACAUCUCACCCCCUGUUGAGCAACCCACAGCUCGUGCACGAAGCGGCCUAGGCUACGACGACGAUGCUACUCCCGCUACUGCGAGCUCGCCGACCGAGCAUCAUGCUCCCUCUGGCGAGACAGUUCGAAAGCUGCAGCAGCGACCGAAAACGCCAGCCUUGAUACCGACAGCAAAGGGCACAUACCAGGCCAACAAGGUCAGAAUCGUGCUGAACGAUGUUGUGGCUGGCUCGAUGAGAGAGAGAUUUACUAUGAAGAAUGUCACGCCUUGGUCGUGGGUGGAUCCGGCGGAUGGGUCGUUGGGGUCGGAGGACGAGGAACAUGACGAGGUCUGCUUGGUGCACAGCCAGCAGAUCUGAUCAAGCAUCGGGUGGUCGAUAUGCAUAUAUACAGAUGAUCUAUGAUACCCAGCAUUCGACUUUCCCGCC